Molecule: messenger RNA, 792 nt
Organism: Sander lucioperca (pikeperch)
Lineage: Eukaryota; Metazoa; Chordata; Actinopteri; Perciformes; Percidae
Gene: cdc42se1
Product: CDC42 small effector 1
Exons: 4
Coding region: 407-727 (106 amino acids)
Biological process (GO): regulation of Rho protein signal transduction
Cellular component (GO): plasma membrane
Molecular function (GO): small GTPase binding
Source: RefSeq, a predicted model, not a curated record
AGAGAGAGAGAGAGACACACAGCGAGAGAGAGAGAGAGACAGCGAGACAGAGAGAGAGAGAGAGAGAUUUCUGAUUCCAGUCUCCAGUCCUUCAGUCUAACGCUCGGCAACUUCUCUGCCUCUUCUACUGAUCAACCGUGAAUCGUCUGCGUGUGGAUGUAAAAACACAAACCGUUGGAUAGUUUAUCAUCAGCCAACAUCAACGGAUUUCGGAUUCUGUCAUUUUUUUGUGAAUUAACGCUGCUGUGACCCAGUUUUCGUGGUUAUUGUCAGUUGUUCUCUGGUACUUUUGUCCGUCCGAACCCUGCUGGAGUCUGUCUCCGGACAGUUUGCAGGCUGACGGCUACAUUUGGGAUUUUUUUCCGGUCCUGUGCGUGUUGCUGCUGCUGGUGCAGUUGUGGUCUGGAUGCCCCAGGAUUACCCCCAGGCUGCAGUUCCUCCCCCGGCCUGCAGGGCAGCAGCAGAGAGUGGCAGCCGGCCGCUGGACACGAGAAGCGUCGGCAUGAGCGACUUCUGGCACAAGAUGGGCUGCUGUGUGGUGGCUAAACCUCCACCGAAGAAGAGGAGGAGGAUUGACCGCAGUAUGAUCGGAGAGCCGACAAACUUCAUCCACCUGACACACAUCGGCUCUGGAGAGAUGGCCGAGGGCCUGCAGCCGUCUGGAACGGUUCAGGAACAGAUGAGGUCUAAAGGCCCGAAAAUGAACGGCAGGAACAGCAUGUUAUAGCCGGUAAACACACACACACACACACACACACACACACACACACAUCACAUCACACACACACACAC